AUAAUAUUGCGUUCGGCUGCGUGGGCGCCGGUGGCCGCCACCAAGAACCGGACGUGGUCUUUGGUUUUUGGGGGCCCUGUCGGUAAUGAAAGCUGCGCGUACGAAUGGAAAAAAGAAGGGCUCGUCCAGUGGUCCACAGUGCGUGCGACUAUCUGCGGUGGCUUUAGUCUUGUCCUGGGCGGGGUUGUUGUUUUAUGUACUGCGGCCGGCAUCAUCCGAUGGGCCUUCGGGCCAUAGUUUGAUGUCAAGCGCCAAGAUGGAUCAGCUUGGACUCAGCAAUGGUAAAGAGAUCACGACUUUCGUCGGGCAGUUCGAUUCAGCUGCAGAGUAUACUUUUUCAAAGCCUCUUGGAGCAUUCGACCAAGGAGAAAGAGGCUUGCCCCAGCCCAAAGACGACCCGGAAGAGAACUUGGAUGUUCAGAUGCAGCAUACUGUUCUCAUGGAGCGGGAUGGAUUCGCCAUGGAGUUAGAUGAGCAAACGAACCUACAGGUACCCAUGUUUUGGGAACCCCCCGCGGGUUCGGAGCAGUUGGACCACGUGGACAUGAUUGACGGGCAGCCAACUAUCUUCCUCAUGAUCGCGAGUUAUAGGGACUGGCAGUGUCGGGAUACGGCUACAUCCGCGCUCGAGCGAGCGACAUUUCCUGGGCGUGUUGUUGUGGCCGCAGUACAGCAAAAUCGACCGGGUGAUGUUGGGUGCGGAGAGCCACCAAAGCCGUGCAGCGAGGAGCCAUCGCAGCCACUUUGUGCUCGGGCCAAACAGGUCAAAGUGUAUGCUAUGGAUGCCAAUGAGUCCUGGAUACAUGCAAAACCAAACACCAGUGCUGAUAUUCUCAUCAACUAAUUCCCUGGAAGAAUGGACCUCGUUCCUGUUUGUAUGCUAGAGCUGUGUGAUAUGACUUGUAACUUAGGCAACGGGACCUGUGUAUGCGCGGCAUGUGGGUUAUCGCAUGUACCGAGGUGAGGCGUUCGCUCUGCAGGUGGAUGCGCAUUGCGUAUUCGUAAACGGCUGGGACGAGAGUAUCAUCGAACAAUGGCGCCUGACACGAAAUGAAAUGGCAGUCCUUUCUACAUACUUAACUGACCUGAAGGGCUCCGUAUCCACGGAGGGUGACUCUCUGCGAAAAACUCGACCAAUCAUGUGCAACUCAGACUUUGAGGGUCAGCCCGGAUAUCUUCGCCAUGGGUCACAGCCUGAAUCGGUGCCCUCGAUCAAGACCGAGCCGAUGCUGCAACCAUAUUGGGCGGCAGGCUUCAGCUUUGCUCGUGGACACUUCCUCAAUCAGGUGAGAUACGA
Aureococcus anophagefferens is the source of this 1297-nucleotide messenger RNA. Its product is annotated as expressed protein. NCBI's taxonomy places the organism in Eukaryota, Pelagophyceae, Pelagomonadales, Pelagomonadaceae. The record is from RefSeq and is a predicted model, not a curated record. Bases 86 to 844 code for a protein of 252 amino acids. The transcript is spliced from 3 exons.